Molecule: messenger RNA, 1305 nt
Organism: Ceratitis capitata (Mediterranean fruit fly)
Lineage: Eukaryota; Metazoa; Arthropoda; Insecta; Diptera; Tephritidae
Product: circumsporozoite protein
Exons: 2
Coding region: 1-1305 (434 amino acids)
Source: RefSeq, a predicted model, not a curated record
AUGAGACAGAAUUGGUGUUGCACAUUAUUUUUGAUUGCCUGCUUGACGGCGGUUUUGGUGAAAUCUGAAUCUUUCGUCGAAGUCGACGAAGAUGGCAAUGAAAUUGAGGUUAAACGCUUCUAUAUCGAAGGACGUCAGCUAAAUGGUGGCCGUCGACAAUGUGUGGAGACACGCCGACGUAGACGUUCUUCAUUCUACGGGCAAGAGGAUGAGAAAGCAAAUGAGGAUAUUAUUACAACCGCGCCAUCGGGUAUUGAAACCGCAGUAUCCAUUGAUGAAGAUGAAGACGAGAAGGAAGAUGAAACCGCUGCCGGUUUAAUGGGACCACUCAAGGAUAAAAACCGUAUUCAAUCGCAGAACACAGGAGGCAAUAACCAUGAUGAGGGUGACGAAGAAGAAGAGGAGGAAGAAGAAGAGGGCGUACUAAAUUUACCUGUAGUAGCGCAAAUCACACAUGACAGUGGACACUCCACGGUGGCGGCCGCCACAACUGGCCAUAAUGGCGUAGUUAUUGUACAAACGAACACGCCACCCAAGGUGAAUCCACAAACGCAUGCCGUUUUCGAACUACUACCGGUUAAUCAUGAAGACACCGAUGGCGAGGGAGGCGACGACUAUGACGAAAAUGGUCAUUUUAUAUACCAAGAGGAAAUUAGUCCAGUAAGCACUACAGCUAUAUGGUCCACGGGCGAGGAUGAUCCAAUACCAUAUAGUCAAGCUGAGUUGGAUACUCUGAAUGACGACUAUCAGGAUACUUCUGAUAUAGAUGAUGACGUAGAGGGUGGAAAGCCAAGGCCUUCCAAGAAACCAUCCAAGCGACCAACGAAAAAACCUACAAAGGAACCCUCGAGAAGUCCAAAUAAGAGGCCCAACAGACGACCCAACCAAUCGGGCAAUAAAAAACGUCGACAAGGCAACAAGAAUAAAAAGUCACCCGUCAGACGUGGUAACGGCAACAAUAAUAGACGUCGUCCCAAUAAACAAAAUAACGACUUUAAUGGUUUACGUGCGACCGCCAACCGACGUAGGAAACAAAAUCUAAACAAUCGUGAUAUCAAGCGUAAUCAAUUGAAUAACGAUGAUCACGAAAAUCAAGGCACAAAUACGUUUACGAAGACCGAGACCUUGACGCGGACCGGCACGGGUAACGACGAUAGGAAUGUGAAUUGUAUUAUCAUAAAUAAGACCACAACGCCCCGUCCGUUCUGGGGUCUAUUCGGCCGCAGCGCCGAUGGUGAUGUUGAGGCGCCCACGGCGAGACCUUAUGGCAGAAGGAAGCGCAUAAACUUUAGUCUGCCAGCUUAA